Closterium sp. Yama58-4 is the source of this 975-nucleotide messenger RNA. The record is from the annotation of a GenBank genome assembly. Lineage: Eukaryota; Viridiplantae; Streptophyta; Zygnematophyceae; Desmidiales; Closteriaceae.
AUGGUAGACAACGCGGGGAUUACCCCCUCGUUCAGUGACUUGCUUGGCGACGGAUCCCCCAUGGCCAAGAAGGCGUGCAAGGCCGCUUCCUCUUCAUCCUCUAGGCUCCUGCUUCGGCCCCUGCGGCUAACGCUGAAGUUUCUUCCGCCCCCUCUGUGUUGGUCACUGGCAAGCGUUAUCCUCACUGAGCUGCAUCGCAAGGACAUUGUUGCUUGUAUCAAGAAAAACCUUCGUCGUUCUGACUUUAAGAACUGGCAGAUCCCUACCUUCAAGUCAAUGGCUGGAGGAAACCUGAAGUUCGCCAAGCGCACCUACGCCCGGCAAAUCCUGCAGUUCCCCAACAAGGAAGCGGCGGAAGAUUUCCGUGCUCGGCCCCCGAUCUUCUUCUCCCCGACUUACGGCCUUGCUGUCGAGCUGAAAGUCUACAUCGAUCCCGCCCCCGAGUUCACUGCAGCAAAGGCUUAUGGCGAGACGCAUAUCGUCAUCCGUAAUAUCCCACUGGGCCUCUUGGAGAAGAAGCUGUACUCGGUACUGAUGAACGGCAAGAACCGCGAGGGGCAGAAGUGGAUUGCUGAUCUUCAGCACUUCCACUCUGCAUCUGAUCCCUACGAAAAAAUCCAACUGCAGAUGCACGGCAUCGUCGUUCCCAUGCCCGGGGAUGCGGCGUUCAGCGUCACUCCACCGAUUAUCUGGAUUCCUGGCCCAAAGCUCUCGGGCACACGCCCGCCGUCAACAAGUUCAAGCAGGAUCUUGGCCUCCUCUUCAUCUGCCUCGACAGCGAUGUCGAGGCAUGGACUUGCUGUGUGUGCAAAUUCACUAGCGGUUGGACCAUCGAUACGACGCUCGCUCACUGCGACUUCCCCCAGCAUCUCCGCCGUGACCUCGGGUCCGCUCCUGAAAAAGGAAUACGGCGGCCUGAAGGCACACGUGUUUCUGAAGAACGACAAGCUGGUGAAUUUCCUUGCGGAGGAGUAA